UAAUAUUUGUCCGAUUCACAAAACGAAAAUUUACAAAAAAAUCAAAUUAUUUUUAAUAGAAAAGUCAAAUCUUUUUACCAUUAGUACUUAGAUAUCAAUAAAUAUUUUAAUUUAAAAUAAAAUUUUGAAUUUUUUCUUAAAUUCAUUAAUUUCUUAACAUUGUUUUACUUGAUGAGACAAAUAUUUUGAGACGAAAAACCAUAGGAUUCUCCUGUUUGCCUUAUUUAUUCAAUCACUUCACACUCUAAAACCGUUUCUCAGGAUCCAACUCUCAAAAACAGUCGAACACUCUGCAUCAUGGAGCUCUGUUCCGUAGCCCACCUCAAAUCCCAGCCCCUCUGGCUCCUCCUCCUCCUAACCCUCGGCUCCAUCUCCCUCCUCAAAUUCACCCUCUCUUUCCUCACCUGGGUCUACGUCAACUUCCUCCGACCCCCCAAAAACCUCAAGAAAUAUGGCUCGUGGGCCCUCGUAACCGGACCCACGGACGGCAUCGGCAAGGGCUUCGCCUUCCAACUGGCCCGCAAAGGCCUCAACCUGAUCCUAGUCGGCCGGAACCCGGAUAAACUAUCCGAGGUUUCGGAUUCGAUCCGGGCGAAAUUCGGGCAGACCCAGAUCAAGACCGUGGUGGUCGACUUCUCCGGCGACUUGAACGAAGGGGUGGAUAGGAUUGAAAAGGAGAUUGAAGGGUUGGAUGUCGGGGUUUUGGUUAAUAACGUGGGGAUAGCGUAUCCUUACGCGAGGUUUUUCCAUGAGGUGGACGAGAAGUUGCUGGCGGAUUUGGUUAAGAUCAACGUCGAGGGAACGACUAAGGUGACUCAGGCGGUUCUGCCCGGGAUGGUCAAGAGGAAGAGAGGCGCGAUUGUGAAUAUUGGGUCCGGCGCGGCUAUUGUUAUCCCUUCUGAUCCGUUGAAUGCUGUUUAUGCGGCCACCAAAGCAUACGUUGAUCAAUUCUCGAGGUGCCUUUAUGUGGAGUACAAGAAAAGCGGGAUCGAUGUGCAGUGUCAGGUGCCCUUGUAUGUGGCGACAAAGAUGGCAUCAAUCAAACGAUCCUCAUUCUUUGUUCCAUCAACUGACGGUUAUGCUCGAGCUGCCAUGCGGUGGAUAGGCUACGAACCGCGUUGCACUCCUUACUGGCCCCACUCUCUUCUGUGGGGAUUGGCAAACUCCUUGCCGGAGUCCAUUAUUGAUGCUUGGCGUCUCCGGUUCUGCCUUGCAAUUCGAAAGAGGGGUCAGCUCAAAGACUCUAGGAAGAAGGAAUAGAGACACCAUUCUUACUCUUUCUGGUUACCUUCUUGUAUCUCAUUUACUAUUUUCUUCAGACGGCCAAUGCGGAUUAGGAUAUGCCGUUGGAGGUUAGUUUGCUAUGUGAUUCCACUAGAAUUUGAGCUAUUGGACUUCAAACUUAUGUUGUCCUUCAUGUACUUUGUACCAAGUUCCAUUCAAUCUAGCUGCUUGCUUUUCUUA
Messenger RNA from Rhododendron vialii, 1464 nucleotides. RefSeq names its product very-long-chain 3-oxoacyl-CoA reductase 1-like. Gene Ontology annotation, molecular function: ketoreductase activity. Gene Ontology annotation, cellular component: endoplasmic reticulum. Bases 298 to 1260 code for a protein of 320 amino acids. The transcript is spliced from 3 exons. The record is from RefSeq and is a predicted model, not a curated record. Lineage: Eukaryota; Viridiplantae; Streptophyta; Magnoliopsida; Ericales; Ericaceae.